AGCAAACCAUUGCACUGUUCGAUUAUUGCAACUGUUGUUAUCUUUGAUGUUCUAACCCCGGUCUACUCCAGCCACCUCACCAGCCAUACUUGAAUACUUCAAAUGCGGGUCUGGUUCAAAUCUUAUCGUAAUCCUUGCAUUCAGUCAGCCCCAUCUAUCCAAGAACGAUUGUCAUAUCGCAACCAGCUACAGACACUCAUCGCCAGCACUGCGCUCACUACACACUGAACAUCUGAAUAUGGCGGUCACAAAGAACAUCAAUAUUUUCGUCACCAGCUUCCCUGGACUGGGUCUUCCUUCGACUCUCUCAUUCCCUCUGCCACAAUCCGCUCCCGUCUCGAAACUCUAUGAGCGUAUUGACGAGCGCCUGCCACGACUAGAUGCGCGACUCAUCCUGACCACUCUCUCAAACAAGGAGAUACCUUCCGCUUCUACGUCAGAAAUCUCCGAUUUUUGCGAUCCAGGCGACGACUUUAUUUCCCUCCGACUAUCUGUCCCACUAUGUGGUGGCAAAGGUGGCUUUGGUUCCCAACUGCGAGCCGCCGGCGGCCGCAUGUCCUCGAAAAAGAAGAAGAAGAACGGCGAGGAAAAUGCGUCAAGCAGAAACUUAGAUGGUCGUCGACUGCGCACAGUGAACGAGGCCAAGGCCUUAGCAGAGUACCUUGCGAUCAAGCCCGAGAUGGAAAAGGAGGAAAAGGAAAAACGCAGGCAGAGGUGGCAGCAGAUUGUUGAUGUCGCUGAGGAGAGGGAGCAUGAGAUCAGGAAUAACACGAAGGGCAGGUUAGAUGGCAAGUGGGUUGAAGACAAAGAGGAGGCAUCCGAAAGGACGAGGGAAGCCGUCCUGGCUGCCAUGAAGUCCGGCAACUACAAGGACAAUCUUCUCAGCACAUCACAUGGAUCCGCAUCGACAGAGGACUUAGCAGAUUCUUCAGACGAAGAGGCAGACGUACAGCAGUCAGGGUCGAGCAGUUCGAAAGCUUCGACGCCACCAAUCAUGUCGGCGGCCAAGAAGCCCCAGCCUCGAGCGUUCGCUGGCUUUGAGGAAGAUGACGAGUUCAUGAGCUCAAGCGAUGAAGAUGAAACUGAGACCAAGUAAAAUAUUUGACACUGGCCAGUGGAUUUAACCCGGCAAAUGGAUCGUACAUGUGUUCCAUCAAUGUGGACCUAACCCGAUGGAAUUCAGGACCGUAUAUAAAUGGAGUAGUUAGCUGGCUAUGUGCGGUUUUUGGCGUCGCAAAGGAGUUACACGGCGAUUCGCAAGGAGGACCAUGAGAGAAUCACGGUAUAGCGAGUGAA
Molecule: messenger RNA, 1296 nt
Organism: Pseudomassariella vexata
Lineage: Eukaryota; Fungi; Ascomycota; Sordariomycetes; Amphisphaeriales; Pseudomassariaceae
Product: telomere stability and silencing-domain-containing protein
Exons: 1
Coding region: 239-1096 (285 amino acids)
Cellular component (GO): nucleus
Source: RefSeq, a predicted model, not a curated record